AAUUUCAUAAGUAUAUUAUCUCUUAUAAGAUUAACCGUAAUAAUGACUAUGAAACAAAAAAAAAGUUUAAAUAUUACUCCGUGUUAGGGUUUAACAAUAAACCACCUAAAACCCCAAUUUCCCUCAUCUCUCACCUGCUUGUGAAACCACCGCACUCUCUAAUGGCGGCCUUCGACCACAGCAAAGACCUCAAUGAUGUUGCCUUGAAGCCUCGUUUGCUACGCAUCCUCCUCAAAGACCAACUUCCCGAUGAAACACACCCACUUCGUAACCCUUCUGAGCUCUCUUCCAUUAUUUUCACUCUCAAAAUCCAUAGCCUUCUUUCCGAAGAUAUUCCUCCUUCUGCUCAUCAGAAGCAUGUUUCUGACUGGAACUCUGCUGUUGAUGCUUGGGUUCGUCGAAUUCUAAUUCUUUGUCGAAGUGAUUUGCCAGAUAAAUGUUGGGCUGGAGUGUGCUUACUUGGAGUGACUUCUAUGGAAUGUAGCUCUGCACGCUUCUUAAAAUCACACUCAGAUUGGUUCAAUGUGCUUCUAUCACAUAUUCAGCCAUCUAGUGGAGCUUCGCAAUUUGUCAAGGUAUCUUCCUGUGCUGCUGUGUCAGAUCUUCUAACAAGGCUCGGUAGAUUCUCAAACCUAAAGAAGGAUGGAAACUCUUAUGCAGGAAAACUUGUCCAGCCAAUUCUCAAGCUGCUCAGUGAGGAUGUAACUGAGGCCGUGUCAGAUGUAGCAGCUCAUUUGCUGCUGACAAUCUUAAAUUAUUUCCCUCCUUCAGUUCAUCGUCAUCAUGACAAUGCUGAAGAAAUUAUUGUGUCAAAAAUCAUGUCUGCUAAUUGCAAUGCCAAUGUGCUGAAGAAGUUAUCUUGUUGCUUAGCUUCACUUCCAAAAUCAAAAGGAGAUGAGGAUAGCUGGUCUUUGCUGAUGCAAAAGGUUUUGGUAUCUUUGAGUGCUCUUCUAAAUAGCACCUUAGAAGGCCUUGAAGAAGAAAGAAGACGUUUGGAGGCUGUUACAUUAUUGGUUCCACCAGGGAAAGACCCUCCACCAACGUUGGGGGGAAAAAUGAUGACAGGAGAAGCAUUUAACACUGGAGAGAGGUCCCAGAAAAUGCUAAUCUCAUCCAUUUCAUCACUGAUGCAGUGUUGCUGCAUGAUGCUCACAAAUUCUUAUCCUGUUCAGGUAACAGUCCCUAUAUGCCCAUUAUUGGCCAUAAUUAGAAGGGUGUUGAUGGUCAAUGGGUCUUUGCCAGAAGCCUUACAGCCAUUUACAACUGCAAUGCAACAAGAAUUUGUAUGUUUGCAACUUCCUGUUCUACACCUAAAUAUGUUGGAGGUUCUUGCAGCAGUUAUUAAGGGAUUACGCAGUCAGCUUUUACCUCAUGCAGCAGACAUUAUUUGGUUACUAAUGAAAUAUCUCAAAACAUGCUGCAUGCCAGAGCUGAGAACUAAAGUUUACUCCAUAAUCAGAGCUUUAUUAAUCUCCAUGGGUGCUGGAAUGGUACUGUACAUCUCUGAGGAAGUGAUCGACAAUAUAUUUAUUGAUUUGAAGUUUGCUGAUACUAUCAAUGAUGUUGGACCCUUGGAUGAGCAGUCACAUGUUAAAGUAUCACAUCCUCUCCAGAAGAAGAGAAAGCAUGGAGCUUUAACUGGGCCAUUGGUAGAACAGCAGCCUUUGUUAUGUUCAGAACCAAAAGACCGCCAAUCAUCAAUUGCUUUAAAAAAAGCUGCAUUAGAAACACUGGAGGCUCUUGUAGUGAUGGGUGGUGCUUUGAGCUGUGAUAGCUGGCGCAGGAGAAUUGAUGAUCUUAUGAUAGAAGUUGUGACAAAUGCUUGUAAAGGGGGAUGGACCCAUGAUGAAAAGCCUUUCCAUUGUAUGGAAACAAGGGCAGUCUGGGAGGAUUUCCAGCUUGUGGCAUUGCAUGCACUUUUGGCUUCUAUUCUAUCCCCUGCCGGUUAUCGACCACCGUAUCUAUCUAAGGGUCUUGAGAUAUUCCAUAAAGGUAAGCAAAAUUCUGGAUCCAAGGUUGCUGAAUUUUGUUCUCAAGCUCUUGUUGCCUUAGAAGUGCUUAUACAUCCUAGGGCACUUCCACUAAUAGAUGUGCCACUGUCAAAUGGCAAUAGCUAUUCUUUUGGGAGGACAGAUUUUGGUGGUCCUACAGACAAGCAACCUCAAAACUUUCUGUAUGAAAUGUACAAGGAAGACAAUCUUGAAUCAGGCGUUCCUGCUCAUGGAGUUCACAAAAAUAUGCAGUUUGAUGGGAAUUCACUAGAUGUUACCAGAGAUCAAAAUCAUAAAGAGUCCAAUGUUGUCAAUGUUUUACCUGAUAACGUGAUGCCAAUGGAGAGAGAUGACGGUUCAAAACCAGCAAACCUUGCCAGUAAAGUAAAAUUUUCUUACGACAGAACAAUGGUUGAUGUGCAACAUCACAAAGAGAGUAAUCAAUCAUCUCUAGCAUCUAUCUGUGAUGACAACCCUGUUGUCGUACCAAUGAGCAGUUCUCAUGUUGCUAUAACUUCAACAACUGAAGUAGAAUAUGUAGUUACUGCUGCUCCGGAUAACAAAGCGAAGAUGCCAAUGAUAGAGCAGGAUGAUGAUUUAUCUGAUUCAUUUCCUGAUAUCAUUGAUGCAGAUCCAGAUACAGAUUCAGAUUCUGAGUAGAAAAUUCUUAGGAACUAUGAAACUCAUUUUCCUUGUAGAACACUUUUAACACCGAAUUUUUUGAAAAAUAGAAAUAAAUUUUUGGAGAGAUAACAAUUAGAUGUAUGCAAUUACCUUUAUUUUAAGGCCCUGUUUUAUUUGUCUUGAAUAUUCUUUAA
This is a messenger RNA of Chenopodium quinoa (quinoa), 2809 nucleotides long. Its product is annotated as proline-, glutamic acid- and leucine-rich protein 1-like. Gene Ontology annotation, biological process: rRNA processing. Gene Ontology annotation, cellular component: nucleus. NCBI's taxonomy places the organism in Eukaryota, Viridiplantae, Streptophyta, Magnoliopsida, Caryophyllales, Amaranthaceae. The coding region runs from base 162 to 2651 and encodes 829 amino acids. The record is from RefSeq and is a predicted model, not a curated record. The transcript has 13 exons.